Saccharomycodes ludwigii is the source of this 816-nucleotide messenger RNA. RefSeq lists its product as uncharacterized. The record is from RefSeq and is a predicted model, not a curated record. The transcript has a single exon. Bases 1 to 816 code for a protein of 271 amino acids. Lineage: Eukaryota; Fungi; Ascomycota; Saccharomycetes; Saccharomycodales; Saccharomycodaceae.
AUGUCUGAAUAUGGUGUACUUAAAAAUGGAGCCAAAAAAAUCAAGAUUAACAAAGAAAGGAUGGACAAUGUAUCAACUUUAAAUGGCAUAAAACAAAAUGGAAAUCAUACACCUUUAAAAGAGGAUCUUGAUCGGACAUUUAUUGCACAUCGUUCACCUGCAGAAACUGCUGUAGAAUAUGAUAAACAAAAUCAGAUUGCGGGCACAACUGAAAACCAUAAUAUCAACAGCGGUAACAAUGAUAGACAUAUUAACCUGAGUGAUAUGGCUAAACAGUUGCCUGAUGAAGAGAAAAAUUAUGACAUGCGUAGAGUCGCUGAAGCUUUAAAUUUAUAUCCAAAUAAAAAACAAAAAGUGGAAGAAACCCAUUCUAGGUUUUCUUCAGAGAGGUCUUUUGAUAUUUUAUCACAACCUGUUAAUAAACCCUUGCCAAAAUAUUACAAACCUAAAAUUCUAAAUUUAGCAACCAUGAAUGUAAUACCUUUGGAAAGCAUUGUUUCUAGGAUUCCAGCCAAACCUGUUAAACCCAUGCAUAGAAGUAUGGAAAGCCUAGAGAAUUAUAAGAUGGCUGUACAAUCUUAUAUUUUAACAUUAAGCAUAUUAAGAUUUGAUCUUAGUUGUAUUUUGCAACAGAGAAUCCAACAUGAUAAAGAAUAUUUGGAAAAUGGUACUAUAUUACGUAUAGAAAACACUUCGCUUUAUUUUAAUGUGAAAAGUUACGAUUCAAAGAUAUGUAGCUUACUAACGGAGUUGAAUAAUAUGGAAAUGAGAGUAUUGGAAGAAUUUCAUUCCGUUCUUCAGGUACCGACAAUAUAA